AUGUUUCCGAGGCCGUCCUCUACCUUGAACAAGGCCGCUCCUUUCACCUACGUCCUUCUAUCUAUCUUUGCAUGCCUCUUAUUGCUAUACUUGAACGGCAUAUACCACCCUGUAUCUGUCCUGCUGACAGGGUUCAACGGAAAAGGUGUAGUGGGACACCACAAUCAAAACAACACCAAUUCUCCUGCCGAUGUGUAUUCCCUGACGACGCCGGAUCGAAAGUUCUUUCCUCUCCGGUUCAGCGAUAAACUGGCUUACAACCCCAAUAUCCUGCCUCAUCCUACGAGGCAGGAUCAAUGGUUGGUCAUUGCCCAACAGGAGAAGUUCCGGCGGGUCGACGAUUGGGACUUGUAUGAACUAACGUGCGCCAUGGAGUUCGUCGACAAUGCUUUGGUGUGCACGGCAACCCCAACUAUUCUGCCUGUCCAACCUGGAGUUAGAGGCGAUUGCGAAACCGAACGGCUUGCGAUGUUCGGAUUACUACAGGGGCCACAUGAUGCCCGCAUGUUUUAUGGCCCUGAUGCGCCCUACAUCAUGUACGGCUCGCGAUCCAAUCACGGCUGCAUGGGCCUCUGGAUUCAGGAUGCACGCAUGCUGAUAUCAGACUUUCAACCUGGCUACAGCGAUUCGACGCAGCCAUUUUACAAUGCGACCGAAGUAGGUCGUCCACCUCCUCAGCACGAUGUGGAGAAGAACUUCUUCCUCUUCUGGGAUGCCCAGGGCGAGUCAUAUGCGCAUGCUGAGCUGCAUGUCGAGCGUGUCUUUGGCAAGCUCUCCAUGUCCGAUGGAACGGUCGGUCUUGACUUGGCGCGGCAGGUCGCAAGUAAGGAUAACUCAUGCUUAACGAGAUACCUGCCAAAGAUUGAGCCUGGUGCGCCCGAGUCAAUUCAUCAAGCGACCAACUCGCUCACCAUCACGCUUUGCAAACGGACUGACGAUGAAUGCGUUCCUACCGAUGACAAUACAUUCAUCAUGACGAUUAUCCAGCAUAAAUCUUACUACAACUUUCAUUCACGUUAUGAGCCAUAUGUGGUGCUAUUUCAGCGCAGGGCACCUUUCGCCCUUUACGCCAUCUCUACAAAACCUAUAUGGAUUCACGGCCGGGGCCGGUUGACCAAAGACACCCAUGCGAAUCGCUACGAGGGUCGGCCUGACGAUAUCCCUCAGGAUCACACUGAAAUGUUUUAUGUUACGAGCAUGAGUUGGAAGGGCCAUGACCAAAAAUACCACGGUUUCAUCGACGACCCUUUGUUCCUCGCCUUUGGAAUCGAGGAUACCAGGGCUGGAGCGAUUGAUAUUCUGGGUGGUGAUUUGCUUCAAGAUUUGGGUUCAUGUACCACAUAG
Messenger RNA from Exophiala viscosa, 1344 nucleotides. RefSeq lists its product as uncharacterized. NCBI's taxonomy places the organism in Eukaryota, Fungi, Ascomycota, Eurotiomycetes, Chaetothyriales, Herpotrichiellaceae. The record is from RefSeq and is a predicted model, not a curated record. The transcript has 2 exons. The coding region runs from base 1 to 1344 and encodes 447 amino acids.